AACCUCCGUAUGGAUAGGAAUGCAUUUGGACGAUUGUGUAUUCUUUUAAGAGACCGUGGUGGACUACGGAAUGGUCGAUUUGUGUUACUAGAGGAGCAAGUAGCAAUUUUCCUAGGCAUUUUAGCCCAUCAUAAGAAAAAUAGACCUUCUGGAUUUGAAUUUCGUCGUUCGGGUGAAACCAUUUCUCACUAUGUGCAUCUUGUACUUAAAGCGGUACUCAAGUUGCAUACAAUUUUAUUGCCUCGGCCUGAUCCGGUGACAAACAAUUGUGUUGAUCCACGAUGGCAACACUUCAAGGGUUGUAUUGGCGCUUUGGACGGCACUUACAUAAAUGUGCUCGUAAGGACCUUAGACAAGCCACGAUAUCGCACGCGAAAGGGCCAAAUCGCGACCAAUACUCUUGCUGCGUGUGACCGCAAUAUGAAGUUCUUAUACUUUUUACCCGGGUGGGAGGGAUCGGCGGGUGACUCUCGAGUGCUUAGGGAUGCUGUCACUAGAGAAGGUGGAUUGAGAGUAAACAAAGGAACUUAUUAUCUAUGUGAUAAUGGAUACGCAAACAGUGAAGGAUUCCUUACUCCGUAUAAAAACGUGCGCUAUCAUUUGAAGGAAUGGGGAGUCGGGACCCAGCGUCCGCAAAAUGCACGAGAAUUGUUUAAUCUAAGGCAUACUAGAGCUCGUAACAUAAUUGAGAGGGCCUUUGCAGUGCUAAAGAUGAGAUGGGGUAUCUUACGGAGUGCUACUUUCUAUCCGAUUAAGAUCCAGAUCCGGUUAAUCAUGGCAUGCUUCCUGCUACACAAUUUCGUACGGGGUGAGAUGCACAAUGAUCCAAUUGAGCAACACGUUGACGGAGAUACACAACCUCUGGUCGAUGAGGAGAUUCAUGGUGACCUAGAAUUCGUAGAUCAAGUAGAGCCAACUUCAGAAUGGAACCAAAUGCGGGAUGACUUGGCUAACUCCAUGUGGAGUAAUGUGUGUUUUUAUGUGACUUUUCCAAAUUUAAUUUGGUUAAUUUUGCCUAGAAUUGUCAGAUUACAUCUGUUAUAUAAGCAGUAUCUUAUUGUGAGGUUAUUAUAAAUAAUUACAUAUUUUCUCAAUGUUUUUUGUUUUGUAGCGAGCCAAUGUCGACGGUAACUGAAGAAUUGGACAUGAUACCCGAGUGUCUUUGCGGCGGUGGCAGGAUGAAGUUGUUAUGUGCUGGGAAAGCGGCCACACACGCCGGUCGUUACUUUUAUAAAUGCCCAGCCGAUGAUAAACAUUCCGGGUCUUUCUUGUGGUGCGAUGACUACCAUUCUCGGAUAGGGGAUGGCAAGCAACCGACAUAUGUAAAGAGUCAACUUUAUCGGCCUAAUAAACAUAUGAAGUACAGGGAGGAAGCGAAAAAUAAAAACAUCAUCAAGCAGGGUAGUGAUUGUGGGGUCUGUGGCCGCUGUCGCGUUGAAGCUCGGGUGAACCUCUUGUUGGCUGGCUUGGGUUUAGUUUUAUUAUUGGUUGGAUUUGUGCUAGGGAAAAUGGUGUAGUUUGUUUAUGCAAAAUGUGCAACAAAGACUCCAACUUAUUAUGUAGUUUUCUAUUCAUGAAUUAUGCUGUUGCUAUGACAUUUGGUGAAUCACCUACAUGCACUUAUAUUUUGAAUUAAGUUGUUUGUAAUUUGUAUAUUAUGUCUUGGACGAAA
Messenger RNA from Salvia splendens (bonfire salvia), 1672 nucleotides. RefSeq lists its product as uncharacterized. The transcript is spliced from 3 exons. Lineage: Eukaryota; Viridiplantae; Streptophyta; Magnoliopsida; Lamiales; Lamiaceae. The record is from RefSeq and is a predicted model, not a curated record. Bases 10 to 1074 code for a protein of 354 amino acids.